AUGGUUCAAUCUCAUUAUGAUUUCGUUAUAGUCGGUGGUGGUACCGCAGGUAACGUAGUUGCUGGUCGUCUUGCUGAGAAUCCAAACGUAACUGUUUUGGUUCUUGAAGCUGGUGUUGGUAACUCUGCUGAACUUCCAGAAAUUAUCACUCCUUCUAAUGCCAUGGAGCUUCGUGGAGGUAAACACGAUUGGGCAUACAAGACUACCUUAGUCAAGCGUGACGACUAUGAAAGAAUUGAAAAGCCCAACACACGUGGAAAGGCUCUUGGUGGUAGUUCUUCACUUAAUUAUUUCACUUGGGUUCCUGGUUGUAAGCCAACUUUUGACAAUUGGGAAGAAUAUGGUGGUAAAGAAUGGACAUGGGAUCCUCUUGUACAAUACCUCAGAAAGAGUGUUACAUAUCAUGAUGAUCUUGGUCUUUACGAUCCAUCUUUGAAGAAAAUUGGUGGCGGAGGUCCAAUUAAUAUCUCUCAUGCUGAACUUGUUGAUGAAUUAGAACCUUUCCGUGAAAACCUUAUCAAAGCAUGGAAGUCUACUGGUAAGCCAUUCACUGAAAACAUUUAUGAUGGUGAAAUGAUUGGACUUACCCAUUGUACUGCUUCCAUUUACCAUGGUAAACGUAAUGGGUCCUUCCUCUUUUUGCAAAAUAAACCCAAUAUCACUGUUGUUCCUGAAGUUCAUUCCAAAAAAUUGAUUCUUGAUGCUUCUAAUACUGCCAAAGGAGUUGUUGUGAUUGAUAAAACAGGCAACGAACAUAGUUUCUACGCAACUCGUGAGGUUAUCGUUUCACAAGGUGUGUUUGAAAGUCCAAAAUUAUUGAUGCUUUCCGGUAUUGGCCCUAGAAAGGAAUUGGAAAGUAAUAAUAUUGAAGUUAGAGUUGAGUCUAGACAUGUUGGACAAAACUUAUUAGAUCAUCCUGGAGUACCAUUUGUUUUACGUGUUAAAGACGGUAUUUGUGUUGAUGAUAUUCUUAUGAGACAGGGCCCUAAGAACCAAGCCGCACAUACUCAGUAUGCAAAGGAUGGAUCUGGACCAGUUGGAUCAGGACUCUUAGAAUUAGUUGGAUUCCCUCGUAUUGAUGAGUACUUUGAGCAAGAUGAGCUUUAUAGAUCACGCAAAGCUGCCAAUGGUGGUAAAGAUCCAUUUUGCCCGGAGGGUCAACCUCAUUUCGAACUUGACUUUGUCGGUAUGUUUGGUACUGCUUUCCAAUGGCAUUUCCCAACUCCAAAGGAGGGUUCUUAUAUUACAAUUGUGGUUGAUUUAGUUCGUCCUGUUUCUGAUCCUGGUGAAGUUACUCUUAACAGCAGUGAUCCUUUUGAUCAGCCAAAGAUUAAUUUGAAUUUCUUUGCAGAUGAACUUGAUAUCAUUGGUAUGCGUGAAGGUAUUAGAUUUACCUACGAUCUUCUUACCAAAGGUGAUGGAUUUAAGGAUCUAGUUGUCAGUGAAUUUCCUUGGGAAAUGCGUCUUGAUGAUGAAAAGGAAAUGAGAAGAGCUGUUUUAGAUAGAUGUCAAACAGCCUUCCACCCUUGUGGUACUAAUCGUUUAUCCAAGGAUAUUACUCAGGGUGUGGUUGAUCCAGAACUUAAAGUUCAUGGAGUUAAAAACCUUCGUGUUAUUGAUGCUUCUGUCAUUCCGGUUAUUCCAGACUGUCGUAUUCAGAACUCAGUUUAUAUGGUUGGUGAAAAGGGUGCAGACUUAAUCAAGGCAGCCCAUAAAGAUUUAUAUAAUUAA
Molecule: messenger RNA, 1731 nt
Organism: Scheffersomyces amazonensis
Lineage: Eukaryota; Fungi; Ascomycota; Pichiomycetes; Serinales; Debaryomycetaceae
Product: GMC family oxidoreductase
Exons: 1
Coding region: 1-1731 (576 amino acids)
Molecular function (GO): flavin adenine dinucleotide binding; oxidoreductase activity, acting on CH-OH group of donors
Source: RefSeq, a predicted model, not a curated record